AUGUCGAGUUUAAGAGAGAAUUAUUGGAUCUUAAAAAGCAGGAAGACAAUACGUCAAGUAAUAAGGAAUUGUGUAAUAUGUCAACGUUUUUCAUCUCGGCCAUUAGAAGUAGCAAGUGCUCCACUACCCGAAGAUAGCGUCAGAGAUGCUUAUGUUUUUGAAGUAGUAGGAGUUGACUUGUGCGGACCACUAUAUUUGAAAAACAAAAGCAAAUGUUGGGCUGUACUUUUUACAUGCGCAGUUUAUCGCGCAGUCCACAUCGAGCUGGUAACUAGUUUAUCAACAGAUAGUUUUAUUCUAGAUUUACGAAGGUUUAUUUCUAGAAGAGGAAGACCAGCUACAAUUUAUUCAGAUAAUGGAACCAACUUAGUGGGUACUUCUAAUGAGCUGAAAUCUGUUGAUUGGGUGAAAAUACAAGAAUAUGCCUCAGUAAAGAAAAUCCUAUGGAAAUUCAACCCCCCAUCAGCCCCAUGGUGGGGCGGAUUUUGGGAAAGGCUUAUAGGUAUGUUGAAAUCUAUCUUAAGAAAAAUUCUUGGAAAGGCCUCCUUACAAUUUGAAGAAUUGUACACUGUACUAUGUGAUGCUGAGGGCAUUAUAAAUUCAAGACCUUUGACAUACUUAAGUGAAGACAAUGAGGACCUUAUAGCAUUAACACCUGCUAUGUUUUUACAAGAUGUAAAAGAAAUAGGAGUUCCAGAUAUAGAUCAAAUAGAUGCUAAGAGAAUGAAUAAAAGAUUCUUCUACAGGCAGAAAGUGUGUCAAGAUCUCAGAAAACGUUUCAGAAUCGAAUAUCUUGGACAUCUUAGAGAAUUUUCAAAGAUUCGUAAUGAAUCUAAAAUUAAAGAAGGAGACAUUGUUCUCAUCGGUGAUAGUAACGUCAAGCGAAUAAAUUGGCCUUUGGGAAGAGUCAUCAAAUUAUAUCUUGGAAAAGACAAGAAAGUUCGUCUCGUGGAAGUCCAGACCAAAUCUGGGUCUUUCCUACGUCCAAUCCAGAGACUUUUUCCUCUUGAGGUCAGCCAAAGUGAAAAAUCUGCUAUCCCGUGUCUCCCAAAGAGUGAUUCUCCAUCCACAAUGAUGAUUCCUGAUGGUACACCUACCUCUAGUGACUCUCAUGCUGUUUCAGAUGUGAGACAACCAAGAAGAUCCCGUUAUGGCCGGCUUUUAAAGCCCAAUGCUCUCCUAGACUCAUUGGUUUGA
Messenger RNA from Argiope bruennichi, 1197 nucleotides. RefSeq lists its product as uncharacterized. Lineage: Eukaryota; Metazoa; Arthropoda; Arachnida; Araneae; Araneidae. Gene Ontology annotation, molecular function: nucleic acid binding. Gene Ontology annotation, biological process: DNA integration. The transcript has a single exon. Bases 1 to 1197 code for a protein of 398 amino acids. The record is from RefSeq and is a predicted model, not a curated record.